Pecten maximus is the source of this 2623-nucleotide messenger RNA. RefSeq names its product sideroflexin-1-like. Gene Ontology annotation, biological process: serine import into mitochondrion; monoatomic ion transport. The coding region runs from base 149 to 1108 and encodes 319 amino acids. Gene Ontology annotation, cellular component: mitochondrial inner membrane. Lineage: Eukaryota; Metazoa; Mollusca; Bivalvia; Pectinida; Pectinidae. Gene Ontology annotation, molecular function: monoatomic ion transmembrane transporter activity. The record is from RefSeq and is a predicted model, not a curated record. The transcript has 11 exons.
GUUGUGUAGCUUAAUGCACUUGUAGAGGUCGGAGCAGCAUUGAAACUAGGCUAACGGCAAUCUUGAGUAGUGCAACCGCUCAUUACUGUUCUUGUAAGUGUACAGAUAUCUGCCAUUACAGUGUGCCGACAGAAUAAAUCCAGCAGCCAUGAGUGGACCUAGGAUAAACAUAGAGGAACCGCGUUAUGACCAGAACACGUAUAUGGGCCGUGCAAAACACUUUGUGAUAACAACAAACCCCCUCAAUGUCCUGGCCACUAAUGCACAGCUAGAUAAAGCCAAGUCCAUCGUGGAAAAAUACAGAAAGGGAGAAGAUUUACCUGGAACAUCAGAGGAUGAUAUUUGGAGAGCUAAACAACUCUACGACUCUGCCUACCAUCCGGACACCAAAGAGAAGAUGAUGCUGAUUGGUCGAAUGUCAGCCCAAGUACCAAUGAACAUGUGUAUAACAGGAUGUAUGAUGACAUUUUAUAGAACUUCCCCAGCCGUUAUAUUCUGGCAGUGGUUUAAUCAGUCCUUCAAUGCUGUUGUCAACUACACCAAUAGAAGCGGAGAAAACCCUGUCCCCAUAAGUCAACUGGGUUUGUCCUAUGUGUUAGCGUCGGGAGGCGCUGUCGGAACAGCCAUGGGCAUCAAAAGCCUAGUCAAGACUUUCCCACCUGUUGUUGCCCGACUUGUACCAUUUACAGCUGUAGCCUCGGCCAAUUGUAUCAACAUUCCCUGUAUGAGAAGCAGGGAACUCAUGGAGGGUAUCACUAUAAUGGACGAGGAGGGUAACAAGUUAGGAGAGUCCAAAAUGGCCGCCAGGAGUGCCAUUGGUCAGGUGGUUCUCUCGAGGAUAAUGAUGGCCCUACCAGGAAUGACUAUUCCUCCGUUCAUCAUGAACCAUUUAGAAAAGAAAAGCUUUAUGAAGAAAAUGCCAUGGCUUAAUGCUCCGAUCCAGGUUUCCCUCGUUGGAUUUUUUCUGAUAUUUGCCACACCGUUAUGCUGUGCUAUGUUUCCCCAGAAAAGUUCAAUCAGUGUGAAUAACUUAGAGCAAGACUUAAAGGACAAACUGAAGUCGCUCCCAAACCCUCCACAACGAGUCUACUUCAACAAGGGGCUCUGAGGUGUAGUCUGAGUAGCUGUGGGACUCCUGUCCAUCACAAGGAAACUUACCGGUAUAUUAUAGUGCUAAUGAAAGAUAAUGUUAAAUGUAACAUUUCUAGUGAGAAUCAUCAUGAAAAUUUUAAAUAUCAGAUAAUGUUGUCAAGGAUGCUGUGUUAAUCUUUGAUAUAAAGGGAAAACUUAUCAGAUUGAAAAGUGUGUAGAAAGCCGUACAAAAUCUGUGUGACAUACAUGAUACCAGUGAAGCCUGCUAUAUUAAAGGUUGUUUUUGUUCUAAUUUUCAUUGAGCAUAAGUGAUAGUUCCUUUUUUGAAUUUGGGUUUCCUUUAAGUUAUUUUCUAUUUUUUAAGGAAAACCUAAAAGUUUGCUAUUCAUCCUAAAUUCAAAGGCAAUGUAAACUUUAAAGUCUUGAAAACUGAAAAUUAGUCAUCAACAUUAAUACCACUUUUGUGUAUGUUUUGUUUUGUUUUGGACAAAGCCCUAAUUUUCAUUAUAGUAUGUAGGUAUGCGAUACUUCUCAGAAAUUUCCAUGACUUUCCUGAGAUGUAGCAGUUCAUGAAAGUUCUAGGAAAUCUUUUGUUAAAACAAUUCCAACUAAUCGCCUGAUAAAAAGUGGUUAUACUUAUAGAGUGUGUACCAAUGAUGAUCUCUGUACUCAGGUUUAAUACAUACUUAUCAUAAAGAAGUAGAAAUUAGAAGAUAGACAUAUAUUGCAAUUGGUCAGUCGCAUUCAUACCACCACACGAUCUACAGCUGUCGAGUAUAUUAGAGUUAUCUCCCUUGUUUGAAUUCUUAGUACAUGUAAUAUAAACAAAUCAACUUUUUACUGAUCAUGAAGAAAAUUCUUCAUCUUUCUAGCAUGGAAAUCUUUUUGGAAAAGAGUUAUUUUGAUAGUAAGCUAUAGCAUGCUUUGUAGUUGAAUUAUCUCCCUUGUUUGCUUUGAUUUGUGUUAUAAAACGAAAGUAAUCAUAUAUUUACACAUCAUGAAAGAUAUUCUUCAGCUUUAUAAGUAUGAAAGUCUUUUUGGAGAAGAGGUACAUUUUAUAUUAGUCUAUAGCACACUUACUUGCUCAUAACACACAGACGCUUUUACUUAAAAGACUAUAGAAAUCAGUCAAAUAAUUGAGGCUUUUGUUUCAGUAUUCCUCUUUGAUGACCACCGUAAUAGAGUACUCUAUAUGACGUCAUGAUAAGUGAGUCUGUCUGUCCCUGUAAGCACACUCCUACCUUUAUCUUGGAAAGAGUAUUGGCUCAUUUAAAUAAAGUCCAUAAAAAGGUUGUUAUGUGAAUGCAGUCAGACAGCUCUUCAUGAAGAGAUGGUCAGGCUUAGCACUGUAGAUAAUCAAUUAAAAAAAAUGACCAACACUGAUUUUGAUUGGAAAGACAUAUCUACCUGGUAAACAUAUCUAAAUAUAGAUUGAUUAAACACAUUCCUUCUCUAUGAUUUUGUAAGGGUACAAUGUGCUUACUCGACCAACAAUAAGCACCCCCCCCCCCCCCCCCCCCCCCCCCCCCCC